ACGACAUUGCUCAUUCACCUCCGACCCCUAAAGUCUUUCCAACUUGGUGGGUGGGGAAGCUUUUCCCCAGCAGCACUCCGUGGUGUUGCAUUCAAGCAGAACAUUUUUUUAAAAAACACAUACAUGCGACUCUAAGUAAAUCCCUCCCCCUUUAAUCCUCCCAGACUGAUCUCAUUGCGACUAAUUAACCCAACUCCGCCCAUUAAAACAUGCUCACACAGAAACACACACACAACCACACACAUACGCAUCUACCACUUCCGCAUGUCAGUUUCGCAGCGCCCAUCACUUCCCGCAUGCGCAGGCGCCGCUUGAUGUUGCAACCGCAAUGUAGCGAGCGUCGUCCGAGUCACGUGACGGAGCCCAGCUGAUGUGAAGAUGGAAAGUGGCAGCGGCAGCGGCAGCAGCAACGGCGGCGGCGGCGGCGGUAGUAGAGCAUUUCGGAGAGGAAUGGGAGACAUUGGUUUUUGGGCUGACCAUACACCUGUGCAUGAAGCAGUCAAAGAAGGCGAGAUCUUUAAACUGAAGCAAUUGAUUGAAAAUGGUGCUUGCGUGAAUUUACUUACUGUAGACUCCAUAACCCCAUUGCACGAGGCGAGUCUGCGGGGGCAAAUCCAAUGCGUACAAAUGCUGCUUGCUGCAGGAGCACAGGUUGAUGCCAGGAACAUUGACGGGAGUACACCACUUUGUGAUGCAUGUGCAGCGGGCAGCAUUGAAUGUGUCAAGUUACUGUUGAACCACGGAGCAAAGGUGAACCCACUCUUCUUCGCCGCAUCACCGUUGCAUGAAGCCUGCAUGAUUGGUAGUGCAGAAUGCAUGAAACUGCUCAUCGACGUCGGCGCAAAUCUGGAGGCUUACGACUGCCACUUUGGAACCCCGUUACACGUGGCUUGUGCAAGGCCACAUAUCGACUGUGCAAAGCUGUUGCUGAGCUCAGGGGCGAAUGUGAACAGUGCUAAGCUCCACGAAACGGCACUUCACCUUGCAGCCAAGGCGAAGAAUGUAGAUUUGAUAAAAAUGCUAAUCGACUAUGGAGCCAACGUUUAUGCACAGGACAACCGAGGGAGGAUGCCUCUGGACUAUACACAAUCUGGAUCGCCGUCCUCAGAGUGCUUGGAGUACUACCAGAGAAUGCUUGCAUUGAAAUGCCCAUGGAAGAAAGGCUUAUUUAGACUCAUUCUCACCCAUCUGCUCGUGCAUCAAUCUGAUGGGGGUGAGGGAUUGGACAGAAACCAUUCGAUCGCAUCCGCUCCUGGCUGACUUCUGCCCACUGCUAGCAGUGGGGGAGGCAAAGAUGAGUCCAUGAGGUGAACGUGUUCAAAUACUUUCCCUCAAUUUUCAGGCUGAUUCCAGGAUAUUGGCAGACCAUCUGGUCCACGGGGCUCUGGUGCAAACCCUAACACUUUUGUUUUCGCUGUUGGAAUUUUCCAAUGGACCAAUGAAGAGGAGAGUAAGGUGGAAGGUCAGAAGCUGAGCUGGAUAGAGUGAACAAUCUUUUCAUUAUGUUGUUGCCCUGUCUUAAACAGACCUCAAAACAAUGGAAAGUGCUUUGUAAUUGUUUUCUGUUAAUAGGUGAGUAGGUCCAAGAAAUAGAAGCUCAUAAUGUUCUCUGCCCUUGUCACAGCGAUGAGCUGUCAACUUUUUAAAUGCUGCUGUUCUUUGUGAUUAUGUGCAAUGAGAACAUUUGGAGAUAACCGAGCGUUCGCCAGUUAUCAUUUACAGUCCCCGUGUCAAACUCUGUUCCUUAGCCACCAACUCCAUCCAUCUCCAUGGCAACAGUCUGAGUUUAAACCAGUCAGUUCACCACCUUGGUGUGACGCACUUGACCUCGAGAUAGUUUCUAACCUCAUAUUCACCCCAUCACUAAGGCUGCCUAUUUUCAUCUCCGUGACAUUGCCCAACUUCGCCCCUGUCUGAGCUUGUCUGCUGCUGACACCUUCAUUCAUGCCUUCGUUACCUCUAGACUUGAUGGUUCCAAUUCACUCCUGGCUGGUCUCCCACAUUCUACCAUCCAUAAGUUUGAGGUCAUCUAAAACUCUGCCGCCCAUGUCUUAAAUUGCAUCGAGACCCAUUCCCCUGACACCCUUGUGCUCAAUGACCUACAUUAGCUCCCAAUCAAGCCAUGUCUUGACUUUAAAAUUCUCAUCUUUGUUUUCAAAUCCCUCCACAGCCCCUGCCUAUCUCUGCAAUGUCUUCCAGCUCCUUAGCCUUCUGAGAUAUCUGCUGUCCUCUAAUUCUGGCCUCUUGAGCAUCCCUGAUUUUAAUUACUUUACCUUUGGUGGCUGCGCCUUCAGGUUCCUGGGUCCUAAGCUUUGGAAUUCCCACCCUACAGCUGUCUGUCCCUCUGCCUCACUUUCCUCCUUUUAAGAUGCUCCUUAAAACCUACCUCUUGGAUGAAGCUUUUUGUUAUUUGACCUAAUAUCCCCUCAUGUAACUCACUGUCGUACUUAGUUUAAUAAUGCCCCUGUGAAGCAUUUUGGGAGAUUUUUGUUACAUUAAAGGUGCUAUAUUUAUAUAAGUUGUUGUUAUAAGCACAACUAGGUGGAAAGUAACUCUGCCACCCUGUCCUAAUGAUGUACCUUAACUCCAAAUUGCAACAAUUCUCCUCUGCUACUCUAGGUUAUAUCCAGCUGGGUAGAAUGUUAUGGACAAGCCUUUUUCAAGAGGAAGAAAUUAUUUUUGUCUUUAAAAUAGAAUUUGCAUUAGCAAUUUUAAUUUUAAGAGUGGGAAUAAAGCUUCUGCAUCAUUACAUUAAUUGUGUGCAGAAAAAGGAUAUUUUCUCUGUAAAGUAUGUAAAUAUCUUGUCGCUCAAGGUGUUUAGGCAUUGCUAUGACAUCACCAUUAAAAUGCAUGUCUGCAAAACAGUGAA
Molecule: messenger RNA, 2869 nt
Organism: Carcharodon carcharias (great white shark)
Lineage: Eukaryota; Metazoa; Chordata; Chondrichthyes; Lamniformes; Lamnidae
Product: ankyrin repeat and SOCS box protein 13-like
Exons: 6
Coding region: 379-1260 (293 amino acids)
Biological process (GO): intracellular signal transduction; positive regulation of protein catabolic process; protein ubiquitination
Molecular function (GO): protein binding
Source: RefSeq, a predicted model, not a curated record